Racocetra fulgida is the source of this 561-nucleotide messenger RNA. Lineage: Eukaryota; Fungi; Glomeromycota; Glomeromycetes; Diversisporales; Gigasporaceae. The record is from the annotation of a GenBank genome assembly.
AUGUCGAAACUUACGGAAUCACUUCCUCGUCUCAAGGACAAAGAUUGCCAACUACAAGUUUUAAACUUUGCUCCAUAUGACAAUUCCGAGAUUGCGGAUAUUAUUAAAGACCGCCUUAAAGCUGCGUCAUCUUCAGAACAUUCUUUCUUAAUAGAUGAUAAAGCAAUCGAAUUGUGCGCAAAAAGAGUUGCGGCUAAUAACGGCGAUUGUAGAAAGGCAUUAGAUGUUCUUAGAAAAUCUUUUGAACUUGCUGAGACUGAAGAUAUUGAUAAUAUAUUAGACCCAGACGUUAAAGACUCUGCUGAGAAAUCAGAACUUGAUAAUUCUAAUUCACCAAUGGUCACAAUUACACAUAUUAAUCAAAUUACAAAUUCUGAUAUCACGGGCACAUCUAUGAUGCGAACUCUUAAUGCUUUACCGUUUCUUCAACUGCUCAUAAUUUGUACAUUGGUUAUCAUGAAGAAGAAAAAAAUGAAAAAGAUUACUUACGGCGAGGUUAGUUCAAAUAAUUUACUCGAUUUUUUAUUUGUUAAUCCUCUAAAAAUAUCAUUUCGUUUCUAG